Molecule: messenger RNA, 14212 nt
Organism: Exaiptasia diaphana
Lineage: Eukaryota; Metazoa; Cnidaria; Anthozoa; Actiniaria; Aiptasiidae
Product: sacsin
Exons: 8
Coding region: 16-13380 (4454 amino acids)
Molecular function (GO): Hsp70 protein binding
Source: RefSeq, a predicted model, not a curated record
UGAAGUCGUAUUUCCAUGGGAAAAGUCUUAAAUGAAAUCCUGUAUCGAGAUGAAUUCGCUAAGAUUAAAAGAAGAUACCAAAUUGAAUCGAGCAAGAGGAGCUCAGCCUCUGCAACAAUGCAGCAGAUCAACAGUCAGUCAUACGGACAGAGGCGGCCUUCCCUUACAGCAGUUCUKCGCCGAAUUUUAGAGGGCUAUCCUGAUGGAGGGCAAAUACUUAAAGAGCUUAUUCAAAAUGCAGACGAUGCCGGCGCAACAGAGGUUAAAUUCCUAUUUGAUUCACGCGAAAAUGCGUUCGGUACAAGUUCCUUGAUUCACCCUGAGCUCUCCAAGUUCCAAGGACCGGCGUUGUACGUAUAUAAUAAUGGUCUUUUCAAAGAAAACGAUUGGCAUGGAAUUGAGGGGGUUAUGCAAGGAAAUAAACGACUUGAUCCUUUCACAGCUGGUCGGUUUGGUGUCGGUUUUAACUCCGUUUAUCAUAUAACAGAUUUGCCAAGUGUAGUGAGCGACCAUUACGUUGCUUUCCUUGACCCYCAGGAGACAUAUUUUGGAGCAGGGGAAACAGGACGACGGUUUGACCUUAGAACUGCACCUCUUGCUCGGUUUGGCGAUCAAUUUGCACCUUUUGAAGAUGUUCUUGGUUGUAAUAUCUCAUCAGCUGUUUUUAACGGAACGCUGUUUCGUCUUCCACUUCGAAAAUGGCCUUCUAGAGUAUCAGUGAAGCCCUACACAGCUUUGAAAGUUAAAGCUCUUUUCCAGUCGUUCAUUGAAGAAGCAYCUUUGSUUUUAAUCUUCCUUAAAAAUGUGGAAACAAUAAAAUUCUACGAAACUACAAAGAAUGAGAAAGAGCGAGAAACAUACUCGAUCACAAUCAAGGAAGACCUGAAAGCAUCAAUCCGAAAAAUGAGAAGAAACUUCAUAUCAAAAGCCAUGGAGUCAAUGAGCCUUCCACAAGAAAUGACGUAUGAAAUGAUAUUGGAGGAAUCUAAGAAUGGAAAAUGUGAAAGGGAAUACAAGUAUAUGGUGCUGAACAGACUUGGCGGGGAGAAUCCUAAACUAUCUGAAUUAUCAUUACAGUUGCAUCUUUUACCUUGGGCAGGUGUCGCAGCAUCACUAGACGAUAAUAAWCCAAGUUCUGGACGAGUGUUUUCAUUUCUACCCCUCCCCSCUGAGUCAGACUGUCGAACAGGUCUCUCCGUCCACAUCCAUGGUACAUUUGGGGUUACAGAUAACCGCCGUAAUCUUAAAUGGCCUGGAACUGAAUGCCAGAAUGACGAUACUGCUGUUUGGAAUCAUCUUCUUCURACUGACGUCAUUAGUAAAGCMUACGCUCAUCUUGUUAUCCAACUAACACAGUCACAAUACCCAAUAACUGAAGUUCUUCCGGUAGUGAGUUCCAUUCUCCCUGAUUUGGAUCGCAUACAAGGACACUGGCAGCUACUCUUGGAACCUUUCUUUGCAGAGCUGGCCAACAAGGCAGUUUUUUGGACAGAAGCGGAAGGAGGAAAAUGGAUCGCACUUGAAGAUGCUGUGCUAAGCAGACUUUCGCGUCCUUCGRCUAARACAAGAUCUGAAACCAACGCUGCGRUCGUKAAAUGUCUUCUUCUUGCUAAUCAACCUGUAGUGUGUYUACCAGGAAACAKWGUUUUUUAUCCUCUUGCAGGUCAUGCUCUACAAGCAGUUGAUGACUUUCUAUUACGUCACGUUGAKAAUGUUCCAGAAGUUACUCCUUCAUAUGUUCGCCAAGUCUUAAAAAGGAAUUCAGAUCUAAAUGGACGSCAGCCUCCAGGUAGCACGUCGAACGAACGUAAGAUCAAUUGGACAUUCAUUGACAGAAAUGAAAGAUUAAACAUUCUAGAAUUCGUGCUAAAAGAUGGCGACUUAACGGAGCUCGCAGGUCUUCCUCUUUUACCGUUAGCGAACAAAACAUUUACUGAGUUUAGGCCCAACUCAUUCAAAACCAAUCCAAAGAACGCAAUAUUUGUAGCAUCAAGACUUCACCCACAGUCCCUUAUUCCACGAUCUGGUUCGAAAUUCCUCGAUGGAGAUCUGAACGAYACUAUUAUGAAUGCUCUGAAACCUGUMAUAGUUGAUGCAGAAAAGGACGAUGACAGUCUUGAAGCGCCAUCCCAACUUGUUUUUCUAGCMCCGUUUCUAGUUCCAGAUCUUUUAAGAGCUGUUCUUCCUGAUGAGUGGCGCGAUAACUCRGUUGUAGUACCUUGGGAUCCUCGAGAUAGUGAGGCGGGAGAGACGUGGUUGAAAGGUCUUUGGUCAUGGCUCCGAACAGAAUUUUCCACUGAUUUAAAAGCAUUUGAAGGAGUUCCUUUAGUUCCAUUGGCAAGUGGGCGUGCUGAGGCAAAACGUCUAAUCAAGAUCAAGAGUAACCACACUGUUAUCCAAAGUUCUUCKCAUUUUGCGUCGCUACCAAGAGUCGUCACGUCUGCUCUUCAAAAUGCCGGYUGUGUUGUCUUGCUACAUAUACCGAUGUUUUGCGAUCAUUUGGAUUUAAGGAAGCAUCUUGARCCACCGACCCCAUCAGGUGUACUGAAGGUUUUGUCUUCCGUUAUUGAUGAAGGACAUGCUCGCUCCAUCUCUCAACUGUCRUCAGACGAUAAGAGAUCURUUCGUUCCUUCUUGUCAAGCCUUCGAAAUCCAUCGGACGACGAGAUUGUGACAUUGAUGUCUUUACCGAUCUUUGAAGCAAUUGACGGUAGCUUUACGUCACUGCAAUGCGGUGAUCACGAAACUGUAUCUGUAUUGAAACGCGACGUAGCCCCACCUCGCCUUAGUCUCCCAGGUGACAUUCUCAUACCAGAAUCAGAUCAGAUCAUUUCUGCUUCCGACGAAGAUUCAUAUCAGCUACUACGACGACUWCCUGUACGAAUUCUCAAUAUGUCAAAUUUCCUUAUUGAAAAGGUAUUUCCAUUUGUCGAAGGACAGGCAUUUUACACAAGAAAACAAGUUACUGCCUUGAUGACAUGGGUGCUUCAGAGACUACCUGUAUUAUCCAGUGAAAACAGAUCAUUCCCAGAUCAUCUCAAGAGUUUGAAGUUUGUUCCAGUUGGUAACGAUCAACUCAAAGCACCUUGUGAUCUUUUCGAUCCUGACGAUGACAUUUUGAAACACUUGUUCGAAGGGGAACCUACAGCUUUUCCUGCCGAGGAAUUUGCGACAUCGCAUUCACUGAGUGUUCUACGAGUGUUCCUGGGUUUAAGACGAAGUCGAUCUCUUGGAGGUGAAGACGUUCUUACGAUAGCCAAACAAAUAGCGGACAUGCCUGAAGAUAAAGCAGAGAAAAGAGCACUUGCGCUAUUAAAAUUCCUUAACGAGCAGUACCAUCUUUUAGAAACAAGAGUUACCACUAACAAUGGAGCUGGAUCUAGCARCUACGUCUUAUUAUCAGAAGCCCUUUCAGACUUUCCAUGGCUUCCAGCCUCAMGAAAUCCACCCAAUAAAUACCCUAUAUCRAUACCAUGGUUUSAUGGCGAUCAGCAUCUUUACCAGCCAAGGGAGGUACGCAGUAUAGAUGAYGCCUGCUUAAUAGGUUCCAUAAAACCCACCAUUGAAUUCAAUGCUAAUAAAAGUCUAAGGAAAGCGUUUGGAUGGGAAACUCCACCUUCACCCACAUCUGUYCUGGAGCAAUUACAAACAGUAUCAAAACACUGGAGCGAUUCGAACAUGAAAAAAUCUGAAACAGAGACACUUAAGCUGCAGACGAUGGUUCAGGAGAUCUAUGCUUAUCUUUCUCAACCCAGYGUAGUYAUCAACGCCAGUGCGACCCUCAAGAAAAAGGAAUUUGGUCCUUGGGUGUGGUGUGGCUCACGUUUCACAUUUCCCCAUUGCGUUGCAUUUCAAGCUUGCUGUCCGUUCGACUUGCAGCCUUAUCUGUACGUUCUGCCUGAUGAUUUUAAACGGUUCAGCGAUCUCAUGAAAAAYAGUGGAGUUAAAGAUUCCUUUGGAGAUGAAGACAUCUUGGAGAUCUUGUCCUUGAUGCGUAAACGGCAUUCMAACAAGAGAGACCCRGUUGAGGUCAAGCACGAUUUAUACUUGGUGACAGAGAUUUUGCAUUAUGUCAUACGAGACGGAAUAUCGCUUUCAGACGAGCUCAAAAAGAAGGUUUACGUCCCUAUACAAACCUCAAACGACUUGUUGUGCCUAGAACCUUUGAGUCAAGUGAAUUUUUGUGACGCCGAUUGGCUUAAAAGCCAGCCCGAUGAUGUAGACGUCAGUUUUACWAAGAUAAUACAUGAGAGUAUUUCCUCCCACACAGCAAAUCUUCUUGGCGUUCAACCAUUGAGCCAAAGCUUGGAGUUUGUGGAGACGCUUGGAUUCGAGCAAACUGGGCCACAUGAGCCCGUGACGACACGACUUCAGAACAUUCUUAAGGAAUAYAGAGAUGGUUUUGGGCUUUUUAAGGAACUAAUACAGAAUGCAGACGACGCAGGUGCCACUGAAGUUAAAUUCCUCAUUGAUUGGAGAGAAAAUCCUACCGAACGACUCCUUUCUUCAGGGAUGAGUGAUGCGCAAGGACCUGCUUUGUGGGCGUAUAACGAUGCCAUWUUCACUGACAAAGAUUUUGAAAACAUCAACAAGCUUGCCGGAGCCACAAAGAUGGAUUCAUUAAACAAGAUCGGCCGCUUUGGYUUGGGUUUUUGUACGGCGUACAACCUAACCGACAUCCCAAGUUUUAUAAGCCGUGAAUUUCUGGUUAUUUUUGAUCCUCAGACCACACAUCUUGGCCAUCUUAUCAAAGACAGGACAAGACCUGGYAUUCGACUGGAUCUCAAGAGAAACUUCAAGGCACUUAGUACYUUUCAAGACCAAUUUUUACCUUAUCACAAGAUCUUUGGAUGCGAAACCGAGAACCUUGCGGAAGAUUUCUACUAUGACGGCACAUUGUUUAGAUUYCCACUGCGAACCAAAGAACAGGCAGACACGAGCGAAAUAUCUGAUAUGCAUUAUGAUAAAGAUGCUUUUCAAAGUCUAGUGAAUGUUUUCCGAGAAAACGCAUCCAAUCUUUUACUUUUCGUCAACAACGUUACGACCAUCAMAUUCUACGAGAUGCAACCAACUACUAAAGAUCAAAAGAUGAAGGAGCUGUUUUGCUUGCAGAAGAAAAUUGUAGAAACUAUCCCUAGAGUMUUUCAUGUGCGUUCGAAAAGUGAUUCGCAAACGGCUGGCUACAAAUCCCCUAAAUUGAAGAAGCUGAAACAGAUGCAAGAAUCUCGGAUUGUGUCACUGGAAUCUAAAUGUUAUCCUUGUACGUGGUUUGCUAAUGAAGUCACGCAAGCAACUACACAAGUGUGGCUAGUGUCAUAUUCAGGGGGUCGAAGUCUGUCYAUUGAUCUAUCUGCGACAGAGGAGGGGAAGUUGAAAGGCUUGGUUUCACAAGCGGGAGUAGCAGCCAUGCUUUCRCCGACUUCAAUUCAAGACGUUUGGAGUCCUCAGGCAGUGCGAGGAGAAGCUUUCUUUUCAUUGCCGUUGUCAUUGGAAACAGGAUUGCCUGUCCAUGUAAAUGGAUGCUUUGCGGUGACAACAAAUCGCAGAGGAUUAUGGGAAGACACCGUAACAGAUUAUGGCUCUCUAAAGCCUUUUGAGAUUCUCUGGAAUCAAACUCUUCUCGAAGAUGCUGCAUCUGUCGCAUAUAUUCAUCUUCUAGAAGAUAUGGUUAUACUUAACAAGGAGGGCAAAGUUGAAAGCUUCCCAUUUGAAGUUCUAUGGCCCGAUCCAACUCUAGCAGCAACAAAAAUGUGGCGACGAUUUGUGAACAGCGUGUACCAGCAAAUAAGUGAAAGUUCAUCCCCGUUGCUUCGAAGUUCAUCAAAGUGGAUCAGUAUAGAAGAAGGAGUGCACAUUGAUGAAAAGGUCCGUAGACUUCCUGAGUGCGACCAYAUCAUGGAAGAGUGCGGUUAUCAAGUAAUCGAUUAUCCUGAAUUUGUGUGUAAUGCCUUCGUUAAGGCAGGAUUAGCUCAAACGUUGGACAAGCACACCAUAACACUGGAAAUCUUUYUAAAGGAAAUCUUUUUUGUCAACAUCGACAAACUCUCAGUCAGYUCAAGGGAGGCAGUUAUCUCAAGUGUACUUGAUGAGUAUCUUAGAGGUUCGACACACUUUGCCAAGUUUCUGUUAGAUAACCCAUGUAUUCCAUCUUCUCCAGAUGGCCUUGUGUUAGUUUCUCCAAAAGCACUGAUAGAUCCACAUGGAGCUGCCGCUGAACUGUAUUCUGACAGUGAGCAUCGCUUCCCAUUUGGUAACACAAUUCUAGCAGAAGAAAGACUKGUUGUUUUGCGAAAGCUUGGGAUGGUAGAGGACAUUUUAUCAUGGCAAGCUAUUUGCGAGCGUGCAAGCAGCAUUGCCAAAAUGAAAAAUAACAAAGAGCAGGCUUUGGAAAGAGUUCAGUCGUUGAUAAAGUACCUCAAUAAUCAAAUCACCAAACUAGAUGCGCCAGCACAAGCAGAGGUCGASCUUUUACGGAGCAUUGGCUUUCUUCCUGUAAUGGACCAACCWCGCGAAUAUUGCAUUCCAUGGAAGGGAAGUUACAAGCCAAGCAAACGAGGAAUUGCACUGUUAGCUCCUGUWAACUURUAUGGCAGCGAGUUAAAGUACCUACUUGGUACGAGCAAGCCCAUUCUUGAUGAAUCUUUAGAAUCAGGAUGUGGAAASAUUGAGCCCGAAUGUCUUAAACUUCUUGGAAUAGUUGAAAAGAAGAUUGAGACUAAGGAUGUUCUAUUCCAGUUAUCAUCGGCGGUCCAAAAGACAAGGAUCCAAAGGRCAGAUAUCAACUGGCUUUGUAUACGAGAAACCUGCUUUGCUGUCUACCACUUCCUACAAGAGAGAAUCCAAACAUCUGAAAGAAAGGCCAUUUUAGAAAUUUUACAAGAAAAGCCUUGGAUCUUAGUAAACUCAAAGUUCGUCAACACAAAUCAAGUUGCCUUAGAAUGGAGUGGGCAUGGUGACCCAUUUCUGUUUCGCCUCCCAGAAGAGCUUGCCUUGAAUUUUCCUGACCUUUUCGAGGCUUGCGGAGUUCGUAGGAUGUUUGGUGCUGAUGAUUACAUCGAAGCUUUGUUUUCAUUUCAAGAAAGGAAACAGGGUCAACCUCUCGAUCAAUCUGAGUUUAAGACCACCAAAGCAUUUCUCGAUGAGUUAUCGGAAAUGCAUCCUGAUUCUCUGGAGUCAUUCUACAAACAUUUACCAAUCCCGGAUUCCGAGCAAGUUCUACGACCUGUGGGUCAGCUUGUGAUAAAUGACGCUCCUUGGCUCAGUCAGGACAAAACUUCACAAAGUGUCCAUCCCGACAUAUCAUCGAAGCUCGCUCACUCUCUUGGGGCUCACAARCUCCGUGACGUCACCCUGAACAAGUAUUCACGUUGUAUGGGUAAACCUUUCGGUCAAGUGGAGCAUUUAACAAUGAGAUUGAAAAAUAUCCUUACUUCAUACCCCUGUGACUCCGGAAUUCUUAAGGAAAUUCUGCAAAACGCAGAUGACGCMCAAGCAUCRGAAAUACAUUUUGUGUAUGAUCCUCGRCAACAUGGGACCAAGCACGUAUUAAAUGAGCGUUGGAAACAACUUCAAGGUCCUGCAUUAUGCGUGUACAAUGACCGACCUUUUUCCGACAAAGAYAUCGAAGGCAUACAAAGACUGGGACUUGGUAAUAAAGCAGAACAUUCGGACAAAAUUGGACAGUACGGCAUUGGCUUCAAUGCUGUUUACCAUUUAACAGAAUGUCCCAGUUUUAUCACAGAUGGAAACACCUUGUGUAUCUUAGAUCCCCAUGCCAAAUUUGCACCCGAUGCUACAGCAGACUCGCCAGGAAGGCUGUUGGAGCCGUUGGAUUUCGAGUUUAGGAACGAUUUUUGCGACGUGAURGAUGGAUACCUCCAGGAUUGUUUCGUWCUYGARGGUGCCACUAUGUUUCGAUUUCCAYUGAGAACAAAAGSCAUGGCAGAAACCUCGGAAAUAUCAAAACGAAGCUUUGAUGACUUGGAGAUCAGUCGCCUGUUGAGCGCAUUUGAAAAUGAAGCAAAAGAGGCUCUCCUUUUUCUUAGCAGUGUCAGGAAGAUCACCAUUUCUCAAGUGAUUGGGAACCGCUUAGUGACAAAAUUUCAGGUGAYAGCAUCGGUCACAGACGAAGGAAAAAAUCGUCUCCAAGAAGUUCGCACUCAAGUAAGUCUUUGCAAGGAAAUGCCUACAAAGGACAUCCCGUGGUAUGGUUCAACGUACCUGUUGAAAAUUUCAGAUUCCAACAAAAGCUGUGAAGAAUGGCUUGUUCAUCAAUGCCUUGGAGCUGAGCAGUUCAUAGAUGAAGACGAUAUUCCAGAUGGAAAGGAACUGGGACUUUUACCGUGUGCUGGAAUUGCAGCCUGUGUGAGCAUAACGGAUUCAACAAGUGGAAGUACACAACAUAGCUCAAAGAGAAGACCUCRCUACGUAUUCUGUUCUCUUCCUCUUCAAAGCGAAACUGGUCUUCCUGUSCAUAUUAAUGGGCAAUUUGCGCUUGAUAACUCUAGACGCAAUCUUUGGAUUGAUCAAGAUGGAGCUGAUUCCAGAAGUGAAUGGAACGAAUUUGUCAAAACUCAAAUAGUUGCACCGGCUUAUGUGAAGUUGCUUUUAGGYAUCCGGGUACAUAUMCACGGAAUACAUGAAGGAAAUCCUUGGUUUUUCACUAGCAAAAGGGAUGCCCAUUUUGGUUUAAAGUGGUUUCAAAGUCUCUUUCCCGAUCCCGAUGUUGUUCACACUGAUUGGAAGCCAUUUGUUCUUGCUGUCUACACUAGCCUUGCAUCGACACAYGCUCCUGUUUUGCCCGUCCUUAAAGGACARGAUGAAYUGACGGGUGCUUCAGAUCCUCCUAGACAGCUGCAAGGCCAUUCGUCCAGUUACUAUGAUUGUACCAUUCCCAUUCCUUGUGCCUGGUUACCACCUCAUUCCGUUGACGAAGAUGAAGUGGUGUACUUCAGUGACCUKCCGGAGAAUCUGGAAAAACUCUUACUCAACACUGGCUUUCCAGUAGUGUUCUCGUCAUCUCACACCCACAAGCAAUUCAAGGAUGCAGGUGCUCCUGUUAAGAAAGUAACUCCAGAAGACGUURUAAAAUUUCUACGAAGUCCACGUUGUAGCAUCGGUCCAAUUCCAUGUUCAAUCAAAGAUUCAAAACUGAAAGAUGGCGCGAACCUGGCCACUUUAAUGCAAUAUUGCAUUCAGAGUAAAGGCGUAAUUACAAGACUGCAUGGUCUCCCCCUCCUUUUAACGGAAGAUGGAACUUUACGACGUUUUGACAUUGAGCAUCCCGUUUUCUUUACAUCAUUUCUGGAUCUUGUACCCAAACAAAAGGAGUUGUUUUUGAACAGAGAGUUUGUUUCUCUCUUCUCWGAACACUUCCAAGAUCCUAUCAAGAAAUCUGGAAUUUUCAAACGGUUUGAUACCAGCAGUCUUGAGCCAUAUAUGGUUCAUUUGUUGCCGUCGCAUUGGAAUGCUCUCGAUAGACCUGUACCUUGGGAUCCAACUUCAGAGACUAAGCCCUCUCGCGAAUGGCUCACACUCUUGUGGAAACURAUCUACGAGGUCGUAACAGAAAGCCAGAAACGACUCAUCAAAAAGGAUGAGGCGGCUAAGAUUCUCCGGCCCCUCGAGGACUGGCCUAUYAUCCCCACAAGUUCACAAGCCUUAGUGUCAAUUGCAUUUGGCAAAACCGUUCUUGCUGUAACAUCUYAUGAAGACGGCAAUGAAGCGCUAGUCAGUAGUCUGAAAAAGCUAGGAUGCGGAGAACUUGAUUUCUCAGUUCUCCCAGAUUUAGAUGCCCCCGAGCUUCCACAGAUUUUAGGCCCGUACUUGGCGCGACCAAGCUCAAAACUUGACUUGUUGGCUGUUUUAGAACAUCUUAUGAGAGAAAGGAAUAUAUCAGAAAAUCUCAAUGACAGCGAAAUCCUAGUACUCCUCAGCUUUCUUCAAGAAGACGUGACAACGGUUUAUAGUCAUAAAACCACCAUAAGACAUCUUCCAUUCUUCAAAACACUCAAUGGAAAGAAUGUCAGCUUGUCUAGCUAUGUUUCUGCCUACGUCCUUGAGCUACCAAAAUGCGUCCCUCUAAAGGACAUCGAAUCUCGUGUAGAAAUGGAAGGCUGUGUUCUCUUAGAAGAGAUUCCCGAACUCGAGGCGUUGUACAAGGCCAUAGACGUCUACCGCGUGUCCAAAAGUGAAGUCUUUGUGAAGUACAUCCUUCCAAAUCUUGAUGUUAUGACAGCAGAAGGUCGCCAUUCAGUGUUAGCAUACAUCCGAGACAAUCUUCUGGUGUCGACGAUAAGUCCUAAUGAGAGGAGUGUCAUCAUUGAUACACUCAUUGGUGUCAAUAUUCUACCUGACCAAGCGGGAGAAUUGACACCUGCAAGCAAGUACUAUGAUCCUGCAAAUCCAGUGUUUAAAACCAUACUCCCAACAGAGAGCUUUCCACCAGGAGAAUUUGCUAGUGAAGAAUGGCUCUCUCUUCUUAGAGAAAUUGGCCUCAAGCAGACUGUGACUCAACAAGAUUUUAUAGAGUUUGCAGAGGCUACUGCCAGCAGCGCUGAAUUGAACCCUUCUGACCCUAAGAUAAGAGAAAGAUCAAAAGCUUUGGUAACGUACUUGCUUGAUGAGGAAAGCCUUCAUGAUAUAAGCUUCUUGCAUGUUAUCGCUCAAAUUAGGUUUGUUGCUGCUGAAGCUGCUUCAGCAAACCUCCAAAAUCUGUACGAACAAUUUGAAAGUAACAGCCAAGACGAUACCAUUCUUUAUACUGCUUUCCAAGGAUCAGUUUCUCAUGAAUGUCAGAAGUUUUUGUGGAGCAGUGCCUCUUUGUUGCCGACGUGGGCACUACCAAAGAGUGGAGAAAACCAGCGGUUAUUGGUGGAUAAUCUUGGCAUUGAAGUUGCUCCACCAUUUGACAAAGUUAUCAAGCAUUUAGAAAAUUUAUCAAAGAAAUACGCUGGAAAUGUGAACAAAGAUACACCGAAAGAUCAAAGAGAGCUUCUUCACGAUGUGAUUUACAGCAUUUUAGGUUUCUUUAGAACAGAAACGGGUUGCCCACAAGGUAGUCCCUCAGAUGGAUGCUCUAAGUCCUGUCAAUCAAUUGGUAGAAUCCUCCGAAAGAUCAGUUGUAUUCCAGUUGAAGAAGGACGAGUCUUCGUUCAGGGCGAACAAAUGGCCUUCGAGACAAAUGUUGAGCUGCCACCCUUCCUUUACAAAGUCCCACGAGAAUAUGGUCAYUUUGAACACGUUCUCAAACGUCUUGGGGCCGAAGAAAAGACGACACCUCUUCAAUUUGCUGCUGUUCUUAAACGAUUGAAAGAGGUGUGYGAAGACAAGCGUAUGGAACCGAAUGAGAAGCGUGUAGCAAGAAUGGCAUCUCAAGGAUUUUUCUCAUCAGUUUCCGUGUUACUCAAAGAGGAAAAAGAAUCAUCAGUGACRUUUUUGCUUUCGAAGAUCGAAGAGCUCUACUUGCCAAAUAAGGAAGGCUUUUUAAAAGCUUCACAUGAGCUGAUAGUGUACGACAACCCAAGUUUUGAGCGUCGGGCAAGUGAAUAUGCUCAUAGCUUUGUUGAUAUUGCUAGAGAAGGGGAGCUGACAGCUGACAGGCUUGCUCAUCUUUUUGAUAUCUUACCACCACGUCUAAGAGCACGAACCAUCCAAAGUAUAAUCCAUGAAGAGUUUCAUCCUUGUUCCAGAGACAAACUUUGUAUCGCCGACAGACAGGAUAAUCAGUGUUCGUUUAUAGCGCGUUACAGAAACAUCCUUUUGUCCCCUAAGUUCAUCAAUGGUAUCAUCAGGGUGAUCAAGCAUCAAAGGCAAACAGCUAACGUACCACAAGAAGUACGUGAUCAAGUCCACGUUCUUUCUGCGUUAAAUGUAUCGUGCAUGGGAACCGUCGAAACUCAUCUGGUGAACCUGGAAACCAAAUUUCCCAUAAAAAACAGCCAGGAAUCACAAGACUGCUUUUUAGAAGAGCGUGACAAAAGGUGGGAGUUGUUUAUCAAGCACGGGACAGACGAAAAUCCUCUUAACAUUCAGUUGUGCUUCUUGAUUAAUCGACUAAUUGGUAACCAUAUUGAGAAGGAGAUCUAUCUUCAAGCUAUGAUUGCUUGCAGAGUACCGGAUGACAUUUUACCAGCACUAGAUCGUUGUGGCGUGGCUCAGGAUUUGCUAUCGAGUGAACUUAGUGCUAAAGAUCCUUCAUUAGGGUCUGAAAUACCUGCCAUGUACCACUAUUUGCUGAGGCAGGAUCUAGACUACUUCUUCCGCCAGGAUGAGAUUAUUGGCUAUGAGAAAGAAAGGUUACAAGAUGACGGUCAAAUAGAUGAUGGAGAACCAUUGUAUGUCUAUGCCAAAAUCAUAACCAAAGUUAGCGCGAGUUCCGACUUGGAAGACCGCUCAAAGAUCGAUCUACAAGCUCGCUAUAGAAUUGAUGUUGGAGAGCCUAAACUAGUUGAAGUAAGCGUUCUCGAUUUGUACAAAUUUGAUCGUACUUCAGCUGACUUUACAGCCUUGUCAGAUCUUACAGACAUGAUGCCWUUUACUGGAGAUCCUGAUUCUCCUGAUUACAAAGCUGCUACGAGGAAUGUUCGCAUGGAGAACGCAAUGAAAGAAGUGAAGGAGGUACUCUGGGAAGCUUGGAAGUUGGAUGACAAAGGAAGAAAGAAAGUCAUCAAACGAUUGUUCCUAAGAUGGCAUCCCGAUAAAAACCCAGGAUGCGACAUUGCCAAUGAAAUCAUGAAGUUCUUACUAGGAGAGAUUGAAAGRCUGGAACGGCUGUUUCCGACAAGCUGGAAGAAGAACUCUCCAGAGGAAAAGGAAACUCCUGCAGCCCAACCACAAACAUUUAGUGAUCUAUUUGAAAAGUGGAAUCAGCGAGCCCAUCAAGAAUGGGAAACAUUCAACACUUUUAAACGCCAGAAGAAAUCUCCUCACUUUGGUACUGGAAGCCCUCAGCGCAAAGAAGCAAAACGAUGGAUGAAACAAGCUAAUGAUGACCUUGCAGCAGCCAAGUGUCUCUCUCUACAAGAAUCCGAGUCUUUCAACAACUGCAUAUGCUUCCUCUGUCAACAAUCAACAGAGAAAGCAUUUAAGGCUGCUUUAUAUGCAGUGUGUGGAAUUGCAGAGAAUCAACUUGAGACUCAUGAUGUCUUGAACCUUGCUUAUGAGAUCACAGAACUUGAYGGAUCUCCAUCAGACAUUGCACAACUUGCUGCAAAACUCAAGAAUUACUACGAGAAGACUCGCUACCCCCAUUUUCAUCAUGGUGAGUCAACUCCAUCUGAUAUGUUUUCAAAAGAAAAUGCUGAGGAAGCUCUUCAAGUUGCUGAGUCAAUCAUACAGAAGAUUCAAGAAUUUAUUAAUUCAAAAAUUGGAGAAGAGUGAUCUACUAUUUUUACAGAGUUAACAGAAACUGGAAUUAACAACUUUAAGAUCCUUUGCUAUUCAAGGUAAAAGUAGUAUAUUCCAUAAUUAUUGMCUUUAGACCACUGAAGUACAAUCAACCAUGAAUAGCAAAGGAUCAUKAGGAAGACUGUAUUAGAAUUUACUUUACUAGCUUGAAGAAAUACAAAUUAAGGAAAAUGAAAAAUUGGUAUCAUAUCAUUCCACGAAAUAAAGGACUAAGAAUUGUUUAUAUAUUAGCAAAUAAGCAAUAAUUCACAAAGUAGAUUUCAAAAGUGCAAGACUUUUUAGAAUGAAAUGUUAUUGAUAUAAGUGAUUGUCACUUUGACACAGCACAAACAUAAUAUAUUCAGCUAAUGAGGCCAGUUGUACAAAGGAUGGAUGGAGUUAUCCACUCCAUUUUGUUUGAUUUUUAUCUGUUGGAUAAAGAUUUACCAGGUGKAUAGUUCUAUUAACCCUUUUUACAACUUUCCUCUGGAUGAUAAACAAAUGAUAAGCAGCUAUUUCAAUUCAGCUGAAAGGAGAAAUUUCCAACAAAACAUAAAUAUAUACAAUGCAAAAAAUAUCAAAUUAACUCAACAMUUACAACACAAUACAGUACACAGUCAACCUUCACUAUUAUAGACAUACUAGCAACUGUAAAUCAGUGUCCCCUUAAACAAGAGAGUUAUACUCCAAAAUUUCUUUUUGCUGUCAAUGGAAAAAGCAAGGUGUUUUUUAAGUUGAGAGUUGACUGCACACCUAUUUUUAAAAAGAAUUCAUAACUACACAACAUCUGUGAUAUCAAUAUUCAAUAAAGUACUUUAUUAGAAUA